Molecule: messenger RNA, 7734 nt
Organism: Nymphaea colorata (pocket water lily)
Lineage: Eukaryota; Viridiplantae; Streptophyta; Magnoliopsida; Nymphaeales; Nymphaeaceae
Exons: 11
Coding region: 58-7329 (2423 amino acids)
Molecular function (GO): protein binding
Source: RefSeq, a predicted model, not a curated record
UUGAAUAAGGAACCAACGGAACUCGGAGGAGGGCCACCGGAUGUCUGUCUAUUUCCGAUGGCGGUCGAUUUCGGAGCGAGGAGAGAAUCGCAGAUGUCCGAUCGAUCGGCCGGCCGAUCUUCCUUCGCCUCACCGUUUGCCGGCGAACUCAGAGGUAAACCGCCUUUCGCCGACUCGUUAUCCGGCUCGAAAGCCACGGGUCCCUUCUCCCGGCCGCCGUCGAAGUUCGAUCCUCUGAAUGCGCGUUCGUCAUUUCUAGGGCAUCAGAGGAGCUCGGGCUCCUCUGAAAACCCUGGCGCUCAGGUUUUCAUGGGGUACAGGACUCAGUCGGGGGCGGGCGAGAACUCUAGGGUACAGACGGUGGAUAGCCCAUUCCUGCCGUCGGUGAACCCGACGUUGUUUGGGAACUCGGCCGUGAAGAGCCAGAAUCCAUCGAGGCAGCGGGUUCUGAAGGUGAAGAGGCGAUCGACGCCGCAGAAGGGGAAAGAUUCGGCACCGGGUGAUUCUGGUGCUGGGGCUGAUGGCGAGAAGAUCGGUGGCGUGUCGGAUGAUCCAUUUGGAUCCAAAGAGUCGAGUGCUUCUGAUUGUCCGGAUUUGUGUUGGGAUGGUUCGUCAUCAAAAUCUGGUGAUCGCGCUGGUUGGGUUGGUUUAGAUGGCUCUGGAAUGGAGUUUGGCUUUGAUUCUGGCACUUGGAACAUUUCCAAGGGUAAGGGGACGUCGGAAAUCGGUAAUGUGGGCGAUUCGAGAAGAUGUGCUGGUUCGGCUAAACCAAAUGAUGCGAGAUUCUUGGGUAGUAUGAGUUUUGGCGACGUUGAUGGUCGUAGGAUCAAUGGUGAUUUCUUAUUCGGCUGUUCAGGUGAUUGUACAACUAGUAGUGGUUCGCGGGUGGAUGGUUUGUUCAAUAAACGUGACAAUGAGGAUACGGGCGGUUCGUCAUGCUACCCAGAGGUUUCUGAGCAGACGAAGGGUCUACCUGAGCGUGUUUCUGGUUGGAAACCGUUUUCUUCCAGUACCAGUUUGGAACAGAAGGAGCCUGCUUCUGCGAGUGGCUUGGGUUCUGAAGGGCCUGUCUUAGGGAAGGAUAAUAGCGAAGGGUUUAACUCGAAGUUUGGUCGAUCUGGACUUUCUGGUGGGAGCGUAUUCGUAUUUGGUAGUCAAAAAGAUCCGAAGCAGAGUUCAGUCAAUUCUGGAGAUGAUAGCAGCAGCAUGUCGUUCAAAAUGGCAACUGAAAUGAGGCAUUUGAAGAUUGAUGACGUGGGCUCAACUGGUAGACACAUGCAUUCUGCAAAUAAUUUGAACCUUAAGGGGGAGAACAGCAUUCCAGGAAUUAGAGAAUGGGUCGGCUCUGCUGAUUCUAAGAUUGACAUUGGGUCAAUGGCUGGCGAAGAACCAAGAAGCGAACGUUUUGCCUUUGGUGCGAACAGAGGUAACACAUGGAGUUCCGAUAAGAGCAAUAGUUUAGCUAGAGGAUUGAGCGAGGGCACAGAAAAGAAGCUGCCUGAUGAAAUGAGAAAGUUGAAAAUCGAUGAGGCGCAAGAGGCUUGCUCUGGUGGGAGCGUAUUCGUAUUUGGUAGUCAAAAAGAUCCGAAGCAGAGUUCAGUCAACUCUGGAGAUGAUAGCAGCAGCAUGUCGUUCAAAAUGGCAACUGAAAUGAGGCAUUUGAAGAUUGAUGACGUGGGCUCAACUGGUAGGUACAUGCAUUCUGCAGAUAAUUUGAACCUUAAGGGGGAGAACAGCAUUCCAGGAGUUAGAGAAUGGGUCGGCUCUGCUGAUUCUAAGAUUGACAUUGGUUCAAUGGCUGGCGAAGAACCAAGAAGCGAACGUUUUGCCUUUGGUGCGAACAGAGGUAAAACAUGGAGUUUCGAUAAGAGCAAUAGUUUAGCUGGAGGAUUGAGCGAGGGCACAGAAAAGAAGCUGCCUGAUGAAAUGAGAAAGUUGAAAAUUGAUGAGGCGCAAGAGGCUUGCUCUUCUGCUUCUUUUACAUUUGGCUUUGGUACUAAAACCGAUGCCAGUGCUGGAGCAUCCAGAAAUCAAUGCUUCGUAUCUCGUAGUACCAGAGGUAGCGGUUCAGCUAGAGUGUCGAGUGAGAGCGCAAAGAAUAUACUACCGAACGAAAUGAGAAAGCUGAAAAUUGAAGAAAAGCUAGAAGUUUACUCUUCUGAUUACCGUGAGAAUCAAUCUACUGCAGCUAACAUAGAUCAGAACAUUACCAUGGGAAGUGUCGGUAGGACGCCAGAAACUAAUAUUGCCUUUGAGGUUCGGGAACGUGCGGUGCCAUCACCUGGAACUGGUUUGAGCUCCACAAGCUUUGUAUUUGGUAGCAAUAAAUUUGGCACUCAGUGCUUCCAGACAACACAAGAGGCUGGGCAAAGUGGUUCGACUGCUAGAACUGAUUCUAGAACUACUAGCUUCACAUUUGGCCACAAGAAUGCUAAUGAUUUCACCUGGGAUGAAAAAGGAGUCCGCAGUUUCAGUGCAAGCUCAGCUUCUACUGUUCCCAGUGAGGCAGGAACUUCGAAGAAUGGGAAUGGAUUGAGAGAUUCUGCUCACAGCAAGCUAGGUUCAGGCAGUCUAGGGAGAGCAACUGUUUUUGGAUUCAAGGCUGGUGAGGGGUACGGGAAUGAUGCCUCUGGGAAGAAUGGUUCUGUUUCGGUGUCUGAUAAUACGGAAGCAUCAAUUUCAUGUGGUCCUGAUGGGAAUCAUUCUGAUGGAUUCUCAAAGGAAAAUUUUCCUGCUCCCAAUGUGCCAAGGAUGUUCAGCAGCAAUGCACAGGAACAUGCCGCUGGAAAAAGCACCAGUAGCAAAACCUCUUUUUCAUUUACAGAUAGUCUUUUUCGCGAUAACAGUUUUCCCUUUAGAUCUAGUGCUUCAGCUGGUCCAUCUUCGGAAAGUUCAGCAUCUAACCUGCCUGAAGAAAUGAGGAAGUUGAAAUUAGGAGGCAGAACGCAGGACGUUGUUCAUACGUAUUCAGUUGGUACCUGUCCUCUGCCUUCUGACGGAGGGAUCUCUGGUAAGAACCCCUUUCCAGGUUCGAACACACCAGGGCCUAGAAAACCUAUUUCUGAAUUAAAGGUCAGUGAGGGCAUGGAAAAUGGUGAUGAUAGCAAUUUUGUUUUCAGGUUUAGCAGUGUGAGAACAACGUCAGUUGGGAACAAAGAUGCAUCUACUUAUACUUUUGGAGAUUCACGUUCUGAACUACAUAACGAAUUGAACACUAAAAAUGGAGGAAAUUCUCCAGGCAAUGUUGCUGAGAGUGGGAAUGUUCCCUAUCGGGUCGAGCCAGGAGACAUUGGCAGGAAUAAAGAGGAACCAGCUAUUGAUAGCAGCUCAAAACGUGAAAAUGUGGCGUCUGGCUUGGAUAAUGGUAUCCUAAGGCAUGGGAAUUUCUUUGGGAUUAAUCAUCCAAAAUCAUCAAAUGGUGAUCCAGGUUAUGGAUUCCCUGGAAAGUCAACUUCCAGUCUGCCUGAUGAGAACCGGUCCUCAAACAAUAAAAAUGGAAUCUAUAAGACUGGGUACCAUAGUUCCAAUGUACCAGGGACCUCCAAGGGUGACAGUGAAAGUUCAUCCACUAGGAAAAGCUCUAUACAUGCGAGCAGCUUCUCAAAUGCAGGUGAUAGUUUCUAUCAGAAAAUUCCUGAUGUAGAGCAGAAUUACGCUAACUGGUUUCAGAUGAACUCAGAGUCCACCCUGAAUGACGAGACGAGGAAGUUGGAUUUAGAGAACAUCUCACACAAUUCUGGUAGCACGCGCGGUACUGUUAAUGUUCCUGUUUCUUGUGAGCCAGGGAUCGUUGGUGGAGAGAGGAGGAUUCCCACCAAGGACAAAUUUAGCACUUCUCAAGGUGGAGUUACUCAGCAGGGUGAUUUUAUCUUUGGAUCUAGCACUUCGGGUCUGAAUGAUAACUUAACUGGUCAUUCUUUUCAAACCACAGAUGGUGUGCUGCCCAACGAAAUGGGAAAAUCAACUACUGAGAAUGAAAAACUGAAAUUUAAUAGUACAUUUCUUCAUGGUAGUUCUCAUGCUCCCAGGACGUCCAGCAAACCAGGGAGAUAUAGCCAUUACUCAAGCAAGGGAAAGAAUUCCAGGCGUUCCUCUGUAGCCAGAUCACACGGAACUGGUAAGGCUCAUCAUCCUGGACAUAAUGUACAUGACAUUGAUGAUCCAACUUUUUCAGUUCAUAGAGCAGACACGGAUAUCUCUUCUUCUAGGUACUCCAGCGAAGAUUCAUUAAAUGUAUCAGAGAAGAGUUCACGUGAAUCCAUGGGUCAUGAAAGAGUUUUGGGAUCUUUCAAGUUCGGAGGGGAAAGAGAAAGGGAAUCUGGUCCUGAGAUGCAUCCAGUGGAAGACGCAAGGCUUAACACAAGCAGUAGAACGUCUUCAGCAUCCAUUGGGUGUAAAGUCCCAUCAUUUGCUAGCAUUCCCUCAGAGUUACCUGGUUCUUGGGGAUGUUCAGAGGAACCACACGCAGGUGCAGGAACUUCACAUCUUGAGAAUCCAUCUCAACCCAAAGAUUUCAUGGGGUUCACUUCUGCGAACUCUUUCACAAGCGAGGACAAGCAAUUUGCAUUUAAUUCCAAAGAAGGACGCAGCAAAACUGUUAGACCAAAGAAAAGGAGAGGGAAGUUGAAGCAGCCUGCUGUAAGUCAAUCUAGGGAACAGUCAACUUUACCUCAGGAGAUAAGUUCCUUGGAAAGGUCUGAAUUGGACUCUUCGGGAAGUUACUCACCAAUGGAUUUCUCUCCUUACAGGGAAACAUCCCCUUGUGAUUUCUCGAGGGCAACCUCUGUAGCAUCUGGUGAAUCUGUUGGUCCUGGUGUUGAUCAUGUCUCAAAAGAUUCCUAUUGUGCUGUUCCCAGUGAUGAGGUAGACACAAAAGUGGAUAGUGGUUCACAGCCCUUACACAGUGAUGAAGGGGUGACAAAAGAAAAGUUGGACAAUUUGAUUGGGGAAAAUGUGAAGCAGUAUGUUAGCAGAAGCACAGCUGGGCCCAUGGACUCCAACAGAAAUGACACUUGGAGAGGGUCUGGGGAUAAUCAUCAUUCUGCUUCAAGGGCUGAAAAUGAAUGGCUUGACUCUAAAAUGGCAAAUCUGGAUGUUGAGAGUGAAAGAUGUAUGACAUCUGGUGAAUCCAAUACAUUGGGCUUGGGAAAUUCAGAGAAAGAUGACCAAAAAAUAUUCAGUUUUGCUUCAGCUAAGGAACCUGAAUUCGCAUUUGCUGCAUCAUCUGCCCCACAACCUCCUUUCUCAGCAAAGAGCCAUCCUGGAAGAAAGUUUCGGACUAAAUCUAGCAAGAAUGCUUGUGGAUCCACCUCAAGUGUGAACUCUCAGAUGAAAUUUGCUUCGGUCAUGUUCCCGCUUGCUGGUGGUGGCAUUGGUCAGGCUACUAUAAAUGAAAAAGAAGUUAGUUGGCGCCAGAAUUCUGACGCAUCAGUAAGCCAGAGCUUAUUUACUGAUGUAAAGUCAUCAGCGAACCAAGAACUUUUGUCUUCCACCAGUGGUACUCCUGGUGAAUAUGGUUCUAAAGUGUCUGUAGAGACUCCCAUUACAUUGAGUUCUGAUACACAGUCCGGACCCAAGUCAACUGCAACUGCGUCACUGGAGGCUUGUGAAAAGUGGCGAUUAAGGGGAAACCAAGCUUAUGGAAAAGGGGAUUUUUCCAUCGCUGAGGAGUAUUAUACUCGUGGUUUAAGUAGCAUUUCUCCAAAUGAAACGUCUAGAAGCUGCCGUAGAGCUUUAGUGCUGUGUUACAGCAAUCGUGCAGCAACUCGUUUGUCUCUUGACAGGGUAAGAGAAGCAUUAAUGGACUGUAUGGAAGCUAUUGCAAUUGAUCCCCACUUCCCGAAGGUGCUACUUAGAGCUGCAAAUUGCUAUCUUGUCCUUGGGGAUGUUCAAGAUGCAUUAACGUACUACAAAAAGUGCCUGCAAUUUGGAAGCAAUUCAAAUGCAGAUCAGAAGGUUGUCACAGAAGCUUCAGAUGGUUUACAAAAGGCUCAGCAAGUGGAUGAGUGCACAGACCGGGCUUCUAACCUUCUACUGCAAAAGACACCUGAUGCUACAGCAAAUGCAUUACAAGUCAUUGAUGAGGCUUUAUUGAUUAGUCGAUGUUCUGAAUGCUUGUUUGGAUUGAAGGCAGAGGCCCUUUUAAUGCUUCGUAAGUAUGAAGAUGUGAUUCAGUUAUGCGAGCAAACUCUAGGCUCUGCAGAGAGAAACUCUGUGCUUGUUAGUUCCCACUCCAGCCAUAAACAUGACGAUGGAACAGCUAAAUUAGAAAAAGGUACGGCAAGAAUUUGGCGUUGGUGCAUGAUUGCAAGGGGCUAUUUUCUUUUGGGGAGGCUUGAGGAUGCUCUUGACUUGCUUGAGAAGCAUGGAAUGGCAGAUUGUUAUGUAGAUAUUUCUUACAGGCAUGGGAUGAAAGUUUCAGGAUCUUCACCAGCAUUUCCAGCUGUCAUUCGUGAGCUACUGCGUCUCAAAUCUGCUGGAAAUGAAGCAUUUCAAGCAGGAAGACAUGCAGAAGCAGUUGAGCAUUAUACUUCUGCUCUUGCCUACAAUAUUGAGUCACGACCUUUUGCUGCAAUAUGUUUUGCCAACCGUGCAGCUGCAUAUCAAGCAUUAAACCAGAUUACAGAUGCUAUUGCUGAUUGCAGUUUGGCAAUGGCAUUGGAUACAAACUACUCGAAGGCGGUUUCUCGGAGGGCAACCUUGCAUGAGAUGAUCAGGGACUAUGGCCAAGCAUCUGAUGACCUGCAGAGACUUGUUUCACUUCUUGAAAGGCAAAUUGAGGACAAAACAAUCCAAACUGGAGCAGUUGGACGAGUGGGAACUGCAGUCGCCGAUCUAAGGCAAGCUCAACGAAGGCUUGCUGCUGUUCAAGAAGAAGCCAAGAAGGAUGUUCCCUUGAAUAUAUAUUUAAUCUUGGGCAUCGAUCCAACAUGCACUGCUUCAGAAGUCAAGAAAGCAUACCGCAAGGCAGCACUCAAACAUCAUCCUGACAAGGCUGGUCAGUUCCUGGUAAGAAAUGAGAAUGGCGAUGAUGGUCUCUGGAAAGAAGUUGCUGCUGAGGUACACAAGGAUGCAGACAGACUUUUCAAGAUGAUUGGGGAGGCUUAUGCAACUGCCUCCGACCCUGGCAAGCGUUUGCAAUUUGAUAGCGAGGAAAAGAUGUUUAAGGCACAGAAGAAAGGUACUGGGAGCAGCCCAUCUCAACCACCACCAGAAUCUCAAAGUCGCCAGUACAGUCCAUUAUACAAGGGCGCCAUGAGGACGUCAAGGGAACAGAGAGAAAGGCACUAUCGGUGGUCUGAAUCAUCUUCAUGGUCCAGGUACUCUUGAACAGGUCAACCGUAAGCUCGUGAUGUCAACAAGUGUGUGUGGUCCUUAGGAGAUCCUCAAUUUUGAUCUGGCUUUUGGUUGAUGGAGGUCGGCUCAGCGCUGCAAGAAAUCAUCUUCAAAAAUGGCGAUAUUGAGAAAAUUUAUGCGAAUCCGUGGAGACGAACCUCCCGGUCUCUGCUCCAUGGUUGGGUCGAUAGCAAAAGCACGAGGGUUUUCCUUUCCAUCCAAGAGGUAGAGGUUGUGGCAAUCAGAAUGUUCCCGGCUUGUGAAUUGAAGAAGAAUAUGUUACAUAUUGGUGUAUAUGUUUGUAUAAUUUUUUUUCUUAUAAUCUUGUCUAUUUUUUCAAUGGGAGAAUCAUCAUUAAUUUUUCAAAAAUAAAAAUAGAGGGAGCUUGAUUGAGUUCCA